CUGCGUUAUUAUGACGUUUUGAGUGCGGAUUUGGUGGGUAAAUAAAAAAUUGACUCUGUGAAAAUAAUUGUAUGCAAGUGUUUUUCUUGGUGAAAUAUAGUUAUAAAAGUGUUUUAAAAUAUAUUGUCAGUAAAUGCGUCCUUAAUAUUUUGUGAUAACUAAUUGUAUAAAUAAAAAAUGUCUUUUAAUGAACGCCCCACCACAUCGAAGGACACUUCAUUUGACUCUUUCUAUACAGAGGUUAAAGAAAUAGAAAAACGCGAUUCUGUUCUAACCUCUUCUCAACAAAUUGAUCGUUUACUUCGUCCAGGUUCAACAUACUUCAAUCUCAAUCCGUUCGAGGUACUACAGAUAGAGCCUAGCGCUACUAUUGAAGAAAUAAAGAAACGUUACCGCACUCUCUCCAUACUGGUGCAUCCGGAUAAGAACCAGGAUGAUAAAGAUCGAGCCCAGACUGCUUUUGACAUUAUAAACCGCGCUUGGAAGACUCUGGAAAAUGAUGUCACACGAAAAAAAUGUUUGGAUGUUUACGAGGAAGCGAAAGAAAGAACUGAUCAUAUGAUUGCAGAAAAACGAAAAAAGCUCCGUAAGGAAAGUAAAGGUUUUGAAAGCAUCCCUGAGGAUGACCCUGAUAAAUAUAAACAUGCCAUAUAUGUGAUGGUUAUGAAAUUGUUUGCUGAUAUGGAACGACGUCGGCAACAAUUAGAUCAACGAGAUCAAGAGGAGCGAAAACGCAAACGUGAAGGUGAAAUUGAAGAAGAAGAAAAAAGAAAAGCUGAUUUAGAAUGGCAGAAGAAUUUUGAAGAGUCGCGUCAAAGUCGGGUAAAUAGUUGGCAUGAUUUUCAGUCCGGCGCCAGCAAGUCUAAGAAGUCUAAAAAGCAAAAGCGUAUGCAUGGAAUGAUUGUUCCUCCUAAGUUUAAGCCAGAAACCCGAUAAAACCAUAUGCCCAUGCAUAUAUCUAUAGAAACAAUCUUUACAUUAUUUUUUUUUUUUACUUCAAAUUAAGUUUAUGAAUCAUAAUACGAAUUCCAUGUUUUAAGGUUGAAAAUAUGUUAAAUAUCAACAUGCCUUUUAAUGUGAAAUAAGUAAUCCAAGUUCGUUUAAGUUAUCUUUAGUUGGCGCCCAUCAUAUAUAUGUAAUUAAAACAAUAAAAUUGAUUACAUUUUGUAAAAUACA
This is a messenger RNA of Zeugodacus cucurbitae (melon fly), 1176 nucleotides long. Its product is annotated as dnaJ homolog subfamily C member 8. Bases 178 to 936 code for a protein of 252 amino acids. The transcript is spliced from 3 exons. Gene Ontology annotation, cellular component: nucleus. The record is from RefSeq and is a predicted model, not a curated record. Lineage: Eukaryota; Metazoa; Arthropoda; Insecta; Diptera; Tephritidae.